This is a messenger RNA of Triticum turgidum subsp. durum (durum wheat), 1518 nucleotides long. NCBI's taxonomy places the organism in Eukaryota, Viridiplantae, Streptophyta, Magnoliopsida, Poales, Poaceae. The record is from the annotation of a GenBank genome assembly.
AUGGAUCCCCUUCCCCUACACACAAUCAUCUGGCUUGUUUGUUGGUCAUUUUGGUUAUUCCCGUUCUGUGCAUCAUCCGGCAGCCGCCUUCUUCCCGACAAGCCGCUUUCUGUUGGAAGCACCAUCACCUCCGAUGACGGCACUUUUGCCCUGGGAUUCUUCUCCCUGUCCAGCUCCAGCACAAAACAUUACUACGUCGGCAUAUGGUACAAGAACAUACCCGAAGGCAACUUUGUGUGGGUUGCCAACCGUGCUAUGCCCAUAACUGAUCCUUCUUCUGCAACACUCGCGUUCACAAGCGGAUCCAAUCUCGCCUUGUCAGACACCAAAGAUAAAAAGCAGAAGAGCGUUGUUUUAAAAAUUACACUGCCAGUCGUGUCAAGUUUGCUCAUAGUCAUAUGUGCGUGGCUUGUUUGGAUCUGCAACUUGGGAGGCAAACAAAAAAACAAGAAAAAUUGGAAGAAGGUGAUGUCAGGAACUUCGAGCACUUCUGUUGAACUUCACGAUGGAAACUUAAAGUAUCCUUUUAUAAGCUUCAAAGAAAUUGUACUUGCAACAAACAAUUUUUCUAACUCCAACAUGCUUGGACAUGGAGGUUUUGGCAAUGUUUACAAGGGGACAUUAGAAGAUGGUACAAAAAUUGCUGUGAAAAGGCUUAGUAAGGGUUCUGGCCAGGGGGUAAUGGAGUUCAGAAAUGAAGUAAUACUCAUUGCGAAGUUGCAGCACCAAAACUUGGUUAGACUUCUAGGUUUCUGCAUCCAUGGAGAUGAGAAACUAUUGAUAUAUGAAUACUUACCUAACAAAAGUCUAGACGCCAUGCUUUUUGAUGCCACAAGAAAAUCAAUGCUUGAUUGGCCGAUGAGAUUCGAGAUAAUCAAAGGGGUAGCUAGAGGACUUCUUUAUCUUCAUCAGGAUUCAAGGCUGAAGAUAAUUCACAGGGAUCUCAAAGCAAGCAACAUAUUAUUAGAUGCCGAAAUGAGCCCUAAGAUAUCUGAUUUUGGUAUGGCAAGGAUAUUUGGUGGCAAUCAGCAGCAAGAAAAUACCAACCGUGUCGUUGGCACAUACGGUUACAUGUCCCCUGAAUAUGUUUUGAAAGGAGUGUUUUCUGUCAAGUCUGAUGUAUAUAGCUUUGGAGUUUUACUACUGGAGAUUGUGAGUGGCUCAAAGAUCAGUUCUGUGCACCUAAAAGCAGACUUCAGCAGCAUUAUAGCCUAUGCAUGGAGCUUAUGGAAGGAUGGGAACACACAGGAUUUUGUUGACUCGUCAAUUGUGGGGAGCUGCUCACUUAAUGAAACUUCACGGUGCAUCCAUAUCGGACUCUUAUGUGUUCAAGGCAGCCCAAAUGCGCGGCCACUCGUGUCAUCAAUCGUGUCCUUCCUGGACAAUGGAGAUAUAUCACUUCCAACUCCAAAAGAGCCCAUGUAUUUUGCAGAAGAUAACUAUGGUACUGACGGAGCAGCAGAAAAUACUGCCAAGUCUGCAAAUAACAUGAGCAUUACAGUACUGGAGGGACGCUAG